Messenger RNA from Mucor velutinosus, 2808 nucleotides. RefSeq lists its product as uncharacterized. The record is from RefSeq and is a predicted model, not a curated record. The transcript has 8 exons. Gene Ontology annotation, biological process: phosphatidylcholine biosynthetic process. Gene Ontology annotation, molecular function: phosphatidylethanolamine N-methyltransferase activity. NCBI's taxonomy places the organism in Eukaryota, Fungi, Mucoromycota, Mucoromycetes, Mucorales, Mucoraceae. The coding region runs from base 1 to 2808 and encodes 935 amino acids.
AUGGAUUACGAGAUACGUCGUAGAGACACAAAGACCACUAUUGAGGAUGAUACCAGUAGCGAUACCAUGUCAUCUUCCUCAGUCAACGAUGAAUACCUCGGCGACAUUAAAAAAGACAUGCGGUACUCUUAUGGAAAAACCCCUGAUGGCAAAGUUUUUCGAGUACCUCUCACCCGUGAGAUGGUUGCUAAUCUGUUGAAUCCCAAGCAAAAGAAGGGAGUCUUUGACUGGAUCACACUAGGCACCAUGGCGUUUCAGAUUAGCCUCUUCUUCUUGUUGCCAUCCUGGAUUAAGCGUCCAUUGUUCAUCUUUAUCUUCUUCUUCUGGCGCUUGGCGUACAAUGCUGGAUUAGGUGUCUUGCUUAAAUAUCAAUCUGAUAGUCGAGGCCUCGUUCGCUUGGCUAAAAAGUACCAUCUCUUUGAUCGUGAGGCAAACCCCAGAGCAUACCAUUGGCUUCAACGCCAAUUGAGCAUCAAGAUGGGCGAUGAUUAUGAUUUUGCUACGGCUCCUAUUGAAUAUAACACUUGGAUGUUGUACAGACAAUUAGUAGACUUGAUCUUGAUGAACGACUUUACUACCUAUGUCUGCUUUGCCCUGUCUUGGUUCAACACAUCGCCACAAUCGUCCAUCUUUUUGGGCGACACUCUGAGAUGGUUGGGCGGUAUCUUUUUAAUUGUGUUCAACAUCUGGGUCAAGAUUGAUGCGCAAAGAGUCGUCAAAGACUUUGCUUGGUAUUGGGGUGAUUUCUUCUUUUUAAUCGAGCAAUCGCUUACAUUUGACGGUGUGUUCGAGAUGGCUCCUCAUCCCAUGUACUCCAUUGGUUAUUUUGGAUAUUACGGCAUCUCUCUGUUGUGUGCAAGCUAUACAGUUUUGUUUGUCAGUAUUGCUGCUCAUGCUCUUCAAUUUGCAUUUCUCAUUUUGGUUGAAACACCUCACAUUGAUAAAAUCUACAACCCACCACCUGCUUUGAAGCGUCCUUCCUCUUCCUUGUCCACCACCCACGAUGCUACUAGCACCACUACUUCCACCAUCUAUAGUUACACCAGAGAUCUCAUUGUCUUUAAAAACUUUGACCUGUUCAGAGCCACUGACUUCGUUGCUGCCAUGUUGGUGGCGUACGCCAUCAUCACCCCUCUCUUGAUUCCCGGCAAGAUUGGUAUCGCCAUUUCGAUUGUACAAGCAUUCUUUUGGCGUGCGAUCCAUUCUCUUGGCAACGGUGCUAUCCUUCGCUCUCAAUCCAACAACAAGUUCUUUACACGCCAUUUCAUUAAAUGGGGUGGCAGCGUGCACGAAGCAUUUCAAAACUGGAAGAGUAUCUACAACCUCACAUUAUGUAUGACCUAUGUUACCUUCUUUAUUGCUUGCUGGAAAACAUACACAUUGCCUGAUAAUUGGGCUUACGGUACCACCUUGCUCAGACACACUCUUGGCCUCACCUUUGUCUCUCUUCAUAUCUGGACAUCUGUCUCUAUCCACCAAGUCAUUGGUGAUUUCGGUUGGUUCUAUGGCGACUUCUUCAUGGACGAUCAUCAAUCUGAAUUACUGUAUACUGGUAUCUACAGAUUCUUGAACAACCCUGAAAAGAUCAUGGGCCACGCUGCCUUCUGGGGUAUGACACUAAUUGCUAACAAUGGCACCAUCUUUGCCUUGGCCUUGUUCUCUCAGAUCUGUAACGUCUUGUUUCUUCAAUAUGUGGAAGAUCCUCACAUGCGUAAACUGUAUGGAGAUCAAAUCCGUAAAGAAGCAGGCUUGACAAAGACACUCAAAUCAGCCGCUAUUGCUAUUCCUAAAACCAUUCCCGAGAAACUACAACAAGAAAUUGCCAAACUCAUUCGCGAAAAUCAAGACAGCACUCACAAUGUGGAGCGUAUCGUCAAGGAAACUGUCGAGAAAGUGGAAAAGGCAGUGGAGGAAACCAAGGAUGCCGUUGGAGACAUUGUGGAUGCAGCACGUCCUCGUUUGCAAGAAGUUUUGUCAGAGACCAAGCAGCUGCUCGAAACAUCUCGUUCGCGCGUUAUUCCAUUAACAGCAAGCGAUAUUAGCACAUUUGAUUUAUCCAAAUACGCUGUCAAGUUGACCAGCAACAGCACCAAGAGCAAUGUAUUCGAAAUGGGCCAGCCCAUCACUGUAGAAUGGACAGCACCUGAAAACCAUGGUCCUCAAGAUUGGAUUGGUAUCUUUGAAGUCGGUGCCAACAAGAGCAAACACAUCACCAACAUUAGUUCUCGUGGUUUAUGGCAUUGGACUAAUGCUGCUAAACAUGGUGAAUCUGGUGAUACCAUCUUCCCCCCUGAAACACCUGCUUUGACUCAAGGUAUAGUUACUUUUGGCGCAUCUCAGCUACCUUGGAAGGUGGGCAAGUAUGAGUUUAGAUAUCAACAUGACAACAAGCACAAUGUGAUGGCCGUGUCUACUCCCUUUGAAAUCAAGGCUCCUGUUGCUCCCUCUAUCAUUGAUUUGGAUACGACCAAGCAACGUGUUCUUAGAUGGGUGCAACAUACACUGGGCAAUAACAAGGACAUCAUUCCUUUUACUGCUGAAGAAGAGUACGUGGGUAUGGGUGAAGUCGAAUCCAAGCAUUUGGCCAAAUGUAUCAAGCUUGCUUACAAGGUGGAAUUCGCCUGGGAAGUGGUUGCCACAGACAAGUGUGUAGCUCGUCUCGCUAAAAGAAUUCUGGAUGCUAGAGAAGCUCUUUCACCCUUCACCUCUGAGUCAUCACGUAGACUGUCCUCUGCCUCUCUGCAUUUGGCAUCCAACGCAUGUGCUGCUACUCCCUUGAUGGCUAAAGUCGCUGGUGAUGCCAUGUAA